Diplodia corticola is the source of this 1743-nucleotide messenger RNA. Its product is annotated as salicylate hydroxylase. Lineage: Eukaryota; Fungi; Ascomycota; Dothideomycetes; Botryosphaeriales; Botryosphaeriaceae. Bases 1 to 1743 code for a protein of 580 amino acids. The record is from RefSeq and is a predicted model, not a curated record. Gene Ontology annotation, biological process: secondary metabolite biosynthetic process. Gene Ontology annotation, molecular function: FAD binding; monooxygenase activity. The transcript is spliced from 5 exons.
AUGACCAAGGAAAGCCACGCUGACGAGCAAAAAACAAAAACCACCGCGCAGAACGCAAACUACCCCACCCGCUCCCUCCACUUCCUCUCCGCGCUCCAACAAAAGCCUACCGAGACCAACAACACCGCCACCUCCACCCCUCCUCCUGCUGCUCCUUCUCCGCCAACAUCAACAACGACAGAAGAGUGCCCCGCCCCCGCCCCCGCCCCCAACGCCCCCGCCCUCAACACCAUCCUCAUCAUCGGCGCCGGCAUCUGCGGCCUCUCCACCGCCAUCGCCCUAACCCUGCACCUCAAGCAAAAAAACAACAACAACAACAACAACAACAAAACGACGACGCCCACGAAGACGCCGACGCCAACGACACCAAAAAUCAAAAUCAUCGAGCAGUCCCCGCACCUCUCGGAAAUCGGCGCGGGCGUGCAGAUCCCGCCCAACGCGACGCGGCUCCUGCUGCGGUGGGGCGUACGCCCGCAUCUAGAAAAACACGUGGUCGAGCCCGAGGCGAGCGUGUUCCGGCGGUGGCGAGACGGGGCCGUCGUCGGGAGGGCGGUGCUGAUGCCCGAGGUGGGGGAGUGGUUUGGUGGGGGUGGUUCAACUGCUGCUGAUGGUGGUGAUGGUGAUGGUGCUGAGUGUUCGGCGUCUGGGUUGCGUGGUGAGGGAGGCGGGGCGGGGGUGGGAGUGGGGGAGGGGGAGGGAGAGGGCAAGGGGAUGGGGAAGAGAAGCGAUGCCCCGUAUUGGGUUGUGCAUCGGGCGGAUUAUCAGGCGGCGUUGUAUGAGCGGGCGAGGGAGCUUGGGGUCGAGGUUAUGUUUGGGAGGAGGGUUGUUGGCGUGGAUGAGGGGAGGGGCGCUGUGCGGUGGGUCGGUGGCGGGGAAGCGGGUCGAGCUGAGGAAGGGGAGGAGGUGGCGGACUUGGUGGUUGCUGCUGAUGGCAUCUUUUCGGAAGGACGGAAGGCGGUGCUUGGGGACAGGGAUCAGCCGCCUGUAUUGACGGGUUUGGCGGCGUACAGGGCGACCAUUCCGGCGGAGAAGAUCAGGAGCGAUCCGGAUACGGCGUGGAUGCUGGACAAUUACAUUCAGAACGGCUGGCUUGGACCUUCGCGGCAUGUCGUCACGUACACCAUCACCGGUGGAGCAGCGGUCAAUGUGGUUCUUAUCCAUCCAGAGCCGUCAGACCCGAGCACGUGGAAGCAAGAGACUGCGUUGACGGAUAUGAAGGAGCAGUUCGUUGGUUGGGAACGCAGCGUUACAAAGCUCAUUAGUCUGAUCACAUCGACGCUCAAGUGGCCGAUGAUGGCAGGACAAGCGCUGGAGCGAUGGGUUUCCGAGUCGAACAAAGUGGUUAUCAUCGGAGACGCGGCGCACGCCAUGUUGCCCUUCAUGAGUCAAGGAGCCGCGCAGGCCGUCGAAGAUGCAGCGAGUUUGGCUACGCUCAUAUCCUCCAUUUCGUCGAAAUCAGAGCUUCCGACAGCGUUACGCGUCUUCGAGGAGCUGCGCAUAGUGCGGACGGCGCAGGUGCAGCAGGCAAGCUUCGUCAACGGACGCAUCUUCCACUUCCCAGACGGACCGGAGCAGCGGGCGCGCGACGAAGCGAUGCGGGCGGAAGCGGAUGGAAAACAUUACAUCCAGAGUCCAAACGGGUUGAGCGACCCGACGACGCAAAUCUGGCUGUACAGCCACGAUGCGGAGGACGAGGCUGGGAGGGCGUGGGAACAGGAGACGAGAAAGAGAUCGAAGCUGUGA